Molecule: messenger RNA, 1688 nt
Organism: Ceratotherium simum simum (southern white rhinoceros)
Lineage: Eukaryota; Metazoa; Chordata; Mammalia; Perissodactyla; Rhinocerotidae
Gene: SOD2
Product: superoxide dismutase 2
Biological process (GO): superoxide metabolic process
Cellular component (GO): mitochondrion
Molecular function (GO): superoxide dismutase activity; manganese ion binding
Source: RefSeq, a predicted model, not a curated record
GGCGGUCUGCGCGGCGCGGCGGCUCGUUCUUGGAGCGGUUCGUGGUCGGUGACGCUCACCAUGUUGUGCCGGGCGGCGUGCAGCACGAGCAGGAAGCUGGUGCCAGCUCUGGGGUCUCUGGCUUCCCGGCAGAAGCACACCCUCCCCGACUUGCAGUAUGAUUAUGGCGCCCUGGAGCCCUACAUCAACGCCCAAAUCAUGCAGCUGCACCAUAGCAAGCACCACGCGGCCUAUGUGAACAACCUGAAUGUCACCGAGGAGAAGUAUCAGGAGGCGCUGGCCAAGGGUGAUGUUACAGCUCAGAUAGCUCUUCAGCCCGCCCUGAAAUUCAAUGGUGGAGGCCAUAUCAAUCAUACCAUUUUCUGGACAAACCUGAGCCCUAAUGGUGGUGGAGAACCCAAAGGGGAAUUGCUGGAAGCCAUCAAACGUGACUUUGGUUCCUUCGAAAAGUUCAAGGAGAAGUUGACCGCUGUAUCUGCUGGCGUCCAAGGCUCAGGUUGGGGCUGGCUUGGUUUCAAUAAGGAACAGGGACGCCUACAGAUUGUUGCUUGUCCUAACCAGGAUCCCCUGCAAGGAACAACAGGUCUUGUACCUCUGCUGGGGAUUGAUGUGUGGGAGCACGCUUAUUACCUUCAGUAUAAAAACGUCAGACCUGAUUAUCUGAAAGCUAUUUGGAAUGUAAUCAACUGGGAGAAUGUAACCGAGAGAUACGUGGCUUGCAAAAAGUAAAACGUUAUCAUUACACUCAGCACAUUAAGCAAUUUACGACUAUUUUUGUAGUAGUACGAAGUACCACAGUGUACCAGUAAGCUGCUCUAGGAUAGCAUUUCUGAUUGUUGCUUAUUCAAAUAUUUGAUAAACGUAAUGCUAUGAAUAAUUUCUUGUUUUAAAAUUUUGUUAUUGGGCAACUGUUUGAAAAUAUUAAAUGCUUUGUAUGAUUCGGUCUUUUCGUUGAACAUUUUCUUUAGAGAGCUAAAAUAGCUAAGAGGUUUUAAUUGUCAUCAUAAAACCAUCAAAAGUGUCCCAUCCCUAUACUGCGAGGGCCUCUAGGGAAGCAUUUCUAAUUCUGUUCUAUUGCAGUUAUAGAAAAUCUAGUCUUUUGCCCCAGUUGUUUAACAACAAAAUAUUAAAUUUAUUUCUCAGGGGAAAUAGUCAGUUUUCUAUUGAAAAUUGCUCUUUUUGUAGGUAUUCCUCUAUCUAGUAGUACUUCUGGCAGGUAUCAUCCAGUGGUCUUUAAUUGUUUGUGGUCACAUUUUGUCUUUUUAAAAUGUGUAACUUGAUUGCUAACUGAGAAUGCUUUAUUAUGAGAAGGAAAUAGUUGUGCAUCUGAAUUUUCCUGUAGGGAGAAAUACAAAGACUUUAUGUGAAAUUUUGUCCUCAAAGAAAUAUGUAUUGUACAGGUUCUCAGCAUGGACAAGUUAGGGCCAAGCUGAUAAAAUCAAUGAUAGGGAGGAGGUCACGGAUCGUUCUGGUUGGGCACUAGGUCAGGUGCUGCCUUCACCGGAAGAGACAAAGUCGUUUCUGGAGGAGGUCAGCAGCGUGCCUGCCUCAGGACGGAAGGAAGAAUGCCUGCCUCAUUUAUUUCCAAAGACUUGUUUUUGAGUUAUUCUGUCCUAUUUGAUGUUUUUCUUUUCUUUUAAAAAAUGUACAGUGACUGUAGGAGCUUUAUAUUUAGUUUUUUCAAUAAA